ACAUCCUGCUGCGUAGAGGAGGAUGAACCCCUUCUGCUGGUGGCGAGGCUAUGAUGGAGAUACGCUGCGGCGGCCUCUUGUUCAGCUCCAAGUUUGACUCGGGAAACUUGGCUCACGUGGAGAAGGUGGAACACUUGGAAGGGGAAGGCGACAGCGCUGGUAAUGGUGGCAGCGCUUCCUCGAUGGUGUUUGGCUGCUCCCUUCCCAUCGCUGACUAUGAAUUCAACGUGUGGACCAAACCGGACUGCGCAGGCACAGAAUAUGAGAAUGGAAACAGAUCUUGGUUUUAUUUUAGUGUGAAGGGGGGGAUGCCAGGCAAGAUGAUCAAGAUCCACAUUGUGAACAUGAACAAGCAGACCAAGCUCUACUCACAAGGGAUGUCCCCCUUAGUCAAGACUGUGCCUAUCAGGCCCCGCUGGGAGCGCGUCCGCGAACGGCCCGCCUUCGAGAUGGUGGAUACCCAGUUCGUCCUGUCCUUUGUGCAUCGCUUCCUGGACUGCCGAGGAGCCACUACCUACUUCGCCUUCUGCUAUCCCUUUUCCUACACAGAGUGCCAGGACAUGCUGGAGCAGCUGGACGCUCACUUUGCAGAGUGCAGAUACCUCCCUCUCAGCAGCUCUCUCGAUACCAUCUAUUACCAUCGGGAGCUGCUCUGCUUCUCCCUGGACAAGCUCCGCGUGGACCUGUUAACCAUCACAUCAUGCCACGGCAUGCUGGAAGAGCGGGAGGCCCGGCUGGAAAGGCUGUUCCCUGACCAGAACACGCCCCGACCUCACCGCUUUGUGAGAAAGAGAGUGUUCUUUCUCAGCAGCAGAGUGCACCCCGGUGAGACACCCUCCAGCUUUGUCUUCAAUGGCUUCUUGGAGUUCAUCUUGCGGGAGCAGGACCCCCGAGCCCAGAUGCUGCGCCGCAUGUACGUUUUUAAGCUCAUCCCUAUGCUGAACCCGGAUGGAGUGAUGCGGGGCCACUACCGGACAGACUCCCGUGGAGUAAACCUCAACCGCCAGUAUUUGAACCCCGAUGCAGUAUUGCACCCUGCUGUAUACGGAGCCAAGGCCGUCAUGCUCUACCACCAUGUUCACAGCCGCAUUCACCCCGGUUCCCCUGACUGGCAGACCCACGUUUCCCCCCUUGGCACAAAGGUGACGAAUCAGCAUUUUGUGCGCAAUGGCCUACCCGCUGAGGAGGCCCCCCUUUCCAAGCUGGAGAGAGCAAACAACCUCCGCAACUGUCUCAGAGAUGCCUGCGUCCCCCCGUCUCAGGACCUCGAGGCACUGGGGAGCAAGGACCAGGAUUCCUGGAUCCUCUGUGACUACCCAACACCCGACUACUUUGACAACGAAGCAGAGAGCCUACUGUCCUUCCCAGAAACCAUCCCACCUCAGGAGAGCGGACUAGCCUACUAUGUCGAUCUCCAUGGACAUGCCUCCAAGCGUGGCUGCUUCAUGUACGGGAACAACAUGUCUGAUGAGGCCUACCAGGUUGAGAACAUGCUGUUCCCUAAACUCAUCUCCCUGAACUCAGCUCACUUUGACUUUGCGGGCUGCAACUUCUCGGAGAAGAACAUGUACGCCAAAGACAAGCGGGACGGACAAUCUAAGGAGGGCAGUGGGCGGGUGGCCAUCUACAAGGCCUCGGGCAUCAUUCACAGCUACACGUUGGAGUGCAACUACAACACAGGGCGAUCAGUGAACACUGUUCCGGCAGCCUGCCAUGACAACGGGCGGGCCACCCCUCCUCCUCUCCCAACAUUCCCCUCUAAGUACACCAUGGAGCUGUUUGAGCAGGUUGGAAGGGCGCUGGCAAUCGCAGUGCUGGACAUGGCGGAAUGCAACCCCUGGCCGCGGAUUGUCCUGUCUGAACACAGCUGCCUCAGCAACCUGCGAGCCUGGAUGUUGAAGCAUGUGCGCAGCAUGCGGGGCUUGGCAGGCUGCAGCCGGAGGAAGGGCAACAAAACCCCACCCAAGGGGGGCAACGCGCUUUCUGCCUCCAGUUCCGAGAAUUCUCUGUACCGGACCAGGAGUUUCAGCAAUGGCACCAGCGGGAGCAACAGCAGCCAGCAGACCUCUCCCCAAGUCAAAACCUCGCCUAGCUUCACCUUCAGCGGCUCGCGGUCUCCUGCCCCUGCGGGCAUGGGCCAGAGCCCCCAGAAAGGGGUCUCGAGGGUGCUGGCUCUCGUACGAGAGCCUCGAGUCCAGGAGAAGCAGCGCCAUCAGCAUCCGACCUUGCUGCGAGCCGCGGUGAGCGGCAUCCAGGUGCCUCCGCCUCUCCCUCCCUCGGGCCGGACAGUCUCCCACCUCCAGCUGCCUCCCAGUCUCAGCCCCUGCCCCCUCUCAGCCACGCUCAGCAUGUCAGGGUCCAGCCACCGUGGACUACUUGUGGGCACCAAGGCAAAUACCUUAGCAGCUACCUGCCGUGGACUGCAAAAGGCAGAGCACCCCAGAGAGGAGCUACAGGGCCAUCCACCUUGUAGCCUUGCACUGCUCCAGAAUCUGAACAGGAAACUGAACAGUGAGAAACUACCACAGCCACCCAGCCUGGAGAUGCUUGUACCUCGGCCCAGCCGGAUCCCCAUCCGCAGGAAAGCCCAGGCCCAGCACCUGCUCAGGCUUCAGACCUGCAGCGAGGAUUCUUCUCUCAAAGUGUGGAAAUACACACCCUCACAGAUGCCAGCCCAGAGUUCUCUGCCAGAGUUCCAGCUGGAAGUGCCAGAGCUGACUGCAACGAACCAGAGGGAAGAGCCGCUUUUUCUAUGCAACACUCCCAAGGUUUUGUUGGACAAGAAUCUCCCGGGGCACGCAGAUUCCCCCCAGCUCACCUACCACAAGAUCCUGUCUUUCUGCACAGAGGCCUGACUUGCCAGGGGGGGCUCAGCAGCUGCAGCCAACCUGUUCCAGCUCCUCAGGAGCCUCCACCCCGCAGCAUGCCAGGCACAAGAUGACUCCAC
This is a messenger RNA of Euleptes europaea (tarantolino), 2947 nucleotides long. RefSeq names its product AGBL carboxypeptidase 5 (gene AGBL5). Bases 51 to 2855 code for a protein of 934 amino acids. Lineage: Eukaryota; Metazoa; Chordata; Lepidosauria; Squamata; Sphaerodactylidae. Gene Ontology annotation, biological process: proteolysis; protein deglutamylation. The transcript has 16 exons. The record is from RefSeq and is a predicted model, not a curated record. Gene Ontology annotation, molecular function: zinc ion binding; metallocarboxypeptidase activity.